GCUAGCGCGGGCCCUUUGAUAGCAAUGGCAAAAGUGAAAUAUACAGGCGUUCCCACCUCCCUCCCCGGAUCCAGUAGAACUCAACGAUGAGUGCCGUCGACGUUGCGCCUCUCUUCGUUUCCAGAUCCGGCGCCGGUAUUCUGAGUCACACCUGCUUCUCACGAACCGCCAAUCUCCUCCCGCUCGGCCGGAAACAUGCACCGAUCACUGUUCCUAUGAUCGUCUUCGGGAAACCCGUAGCCGCUCGAACAACCGUGACAGCUGCUUCUCUGAAAGAGGAGAGAGCUUCGGCGACGGAGGAAAAUGAGACCCCGGUGAGAAUUAUAGCUCUUGUCGGCGAUGGUAGUGUCAGCCCCCUCAAGUCCGUUCCUUGGCGUGACGUCAUGAUCCACACCGCACAGAGAUUGAAGUUGGUUGAUGAACAUUAUGAAAUGCUUGUGUUUAACGACAACUUUUAUCAAUCUAAUGACGAGAAUGUGAAACAUGUUACAGAGGAAGUGCACCGAGCAAAUAUUUUGGUGGUUGUUGCAGUUAUGAAUGGGGAAACAGUCAAAUGGAUUCAAGAAAAUGUUCAUUUUGUCCAGAAUGUUAUUUGUUUUGAGUCAUCUUCCGCAUUAAGAAACAAGCUGGGAGGACUAACUAUUGAAGUUGAGAAUAAUACAUUUAGAAGGUUAGCUCAAAUAUCUCAAUGGAAAAAACUAGAGGAAUCAAGAGAAGUAGCCCAAACAGUGUCUUCAGCUUGGGAGAAGUACAAUUCUGAUGGCAUACGCUUUUGUCUGCUAGUUAUAAUUAAUGCUUAUAUUGCUCCAGUUCCGAUACUAAAGAAUCUGAGAGCAAAAGGCUUCUCUACCUUAAACUGCAUGCUGAAAAACUGUGGACCGCAGAUAUUGAAUUGCCUUAUGGAUCCUAAUUGUAGAAAAGCUCUCCAAUGUUUAAACCAGUGCAACCCAGUGGAUCAGGUAUGCAACUACAGAUGCAUCGCUUCAUACGAGAGUCCAUGCCUGGAAGAGUUUUCUCUUUGCGUACUUCAGAAGAACAACUGUCUAGGUCUGGAUGCGAAAAUCCCUGAAAAACCACAUGUGGCCCCGAUGUUAGAGUUUCAGGGGGAGAUACUGUGUCAUGAAACUGCUGAGGACCUUUUUGUGGGUUGGUUGGGGAAAUUAGAUUGGAGUUGGCGUGUGGUUGCAGGACAAAACCCAGCCUAUGAUCAAUUCCCAUGCCAAUACCAGUUAUUCUAUAGAGGAAAAGCAAAGGGUUCAUUUUGGUAUGAGCCGGUCUUUCAGGUGAGAACAGUUGAAGAUAGCCUGGUUUGGAGAAGGCGAAAAUACCGAGUGAAAAGGGGAAAAGUCCCCGGGACAUUUUACUUCAGUGUCUUGGAUAAUGGAGUGGUUUCAAAGGAGUUCUGGACGAUUGUGGAUGUUUGUGAGGAUCUAAGCUGGGGCUUGUUUCACUAUAGCGGGGCUGCUCGAGUGGCAGGGCAAUCAUACUCUGGGGCAGUCCUUGUCAGCCCAGAUGGUGUAUACCCAGAUGUGGAACAACACCAGAGAUUGAUGUCUGCUUUGGAUAAGUGUUGUAUCAAAGAGUGGGAGCUCUUCAUGGUUGAAAAUUGUUCAUGUCAAGAUCCACCUCUAUGGCUGCCUGAGGGAUAUAGUUUACAUUGUAGUGUUGAAGUUUAGAGAAAGAAACAAUUGUCUAUUUAGUGGCCACAGCUCCAUGAGAUCGGAUUAAUGCCAGGUGCCAACACCACUCAUAUAAUUUGAGAUUUAGGUAAUAUACUUAGAAGGAGAGUUCUAUUGAUAUAAUAUAAAAGAAAAUGAAAAUAAUGUUGACUAUAUCCCUCAUUUAUGAGUGCAUUGCUGAAUGCAUCAUCUCAUUUUCCAACUAAAAUCUUGUUGUUUCU
Cuscuta campestris is the source of this 1900-nucleotide messenger RNA. NCBI's taxonomy places the organism in Eukaryota, Viridiplantae, Streptophyta, Magnoliopsida, Solanales, Convolvulaceae. The record is from the annotation of a GenBank genome assembly.